UAUAUUAGCGAGAAGAAGACUUUCAUUUUCGUUGUGGGAGUAUGUAACACAAGCUGAGUAGAUUUGAAAUAAAUAAUCAAGAAAAAAAAAAGCAUCUUUUCCCAUGAUUCCUAUGCCUCAAUUUUAAUUUCUUUCGUUGCUUUGUCCUUUUCCUUUUCCAGCCAUUUAUAAGAUCCAAGUAAGCUCAAGUCUUUGAGGUGAGAUGGUUGAUUGUUGUUAGGAUCAAGAAAGAUACAUACAAUACAACGCAGCCCCCAAAAUUUGAAGGUGGGGGCCGUGAUUUCGCGACCCUAAAUUUGUUUUAGAGAAAAUGGUGUUUAUAACCGAAGAUAUGAUCAAGGAUUUUCAAGCCCAGAUAGAAAAAAGUCAGCCUUUUUCUGCUUCCCAACAUUUCACAUUUUUUUUAUUUGCUGAUGUUUUAAUCCUUUCAUUGCAGUCGAUGCAUCGCUGAAGAAGACAUUCAUGGUUUGUAAUUUUGUGUUGAUUUGUUUUAUGUUUUUUUUUUUGAGUGUGUAAAGAGAAGUGAUUGACUUUUGAAGUUCUUGAUUUUGUAAUAAUGCAUAAUAAUAUAUCGUUAGUAGUUUCUGUUUACCCGAAAAUAUUGGAUGGAGGAGAGAGGUUGGAGUGGUCAAUGUCAACGUAUAGUUGCAACAUUGAAGAAGACUUUGGUGGUUUGAAAUUUUUAUCUACUUUUGUCUGAAUUUCCUGUAGUCGGUUACUGAGUUUGAGUAACUUGCUUAGUUUGCGAGAAAAAAAGUUGUAAAAUUUGGAUUAUUUUUACUAUUUGCUUUUCUUUUCAGCAAGUAGUGUUCUUGAGCUAUGCAAACAAAUCUAAGGUUACUUUAGUUAAUCUGUUUUUUUUGUUGGUUUAUGUAUCAUUAAUUGUACCAGCGUGAGUUUCACUUGAUAGGCAAGUUUUUGUGCCUAAGAUCCACAGAUUGUUUAAUGUAACUUUUGGUUUUACAUUUGCCAUAAAAAAAAUUGACUGAAGUGAAUAGGUACUUAUGAUUGAAGGCCGACAAAAUAAGAAUGGUGGAUGAGGAUUCGAAACUUGAACUAAAGAAUUGGGGAAGAGAGCCUUUAGCUAAAGAUUGAUAAUGUACAUAGUGGUUAUGAAAGGGAGACCUUGGCGAGGUUUAUAAAAGCUAGGGAAGGAAGUAUUUCGGAGGCAUAUGAUAUGGUUUGCUUCGAGCCUGCAAUACCUUUUCUCCUUUUAAAUUGCGUUGAUUAGUUAUGAAGCAUACCGUAAAACUACUCGAUAUUUUCCAGCUUGUUCAGAGUUUAAACUGGAGGAUACAGAAUGACAUCGAUAACAUACUGGCGAGGCCAAUUAACCCUAGUGACGUCUAUAGAGCAAUUCGGGAUACUCAGCUUGUAGGGAUAUGUGGAUGCACUAAAGAGGGUCUUCCCGUCAUUGCUAUUGGCGCUGGGCUCAGCACAUAUGACAAAGGAUCUAUUCACUACUAUAUUCAGUCACACAUCCAGAUGAAUGAAUACAGAGAUCGUGUGGUAUUGCCUUCCGCUUCCAAAAAACAUGGACGAUAUAUCGGGACAUGCAUAAAGAUUCUGGAUAUGACUGGUCUAAGGCUUUCUGCUCUGAAUCACAUGAAGUUGUUAUCUGCAAUAUCUACAAUUGAUGAUUUGAACUAUCCUGAGAAGACGGAGACUUAUUACAUAGUCAAUGCCGGAUACAUAUUUUCAUCAUGUUGGAAGGUUGUUAAACCCCUUCUACGAGAGCGAACAAGAAAGAAAGUUCAAGUUCUCUCUGGCUGUGGCGAAGAUGAAUUGUUGAAGAUUAUGGAUUAUGAUUCCCUUCCGCACUUCUGCAGAAAAGAAGGUUCUGGAUUUCAGAGAUCUAGAAAUGGAAUGGUUGGCCGUUGCUAUAGCUUGGACCAUCCCUUCCAUCAGCAGCUCUACAAGUACGUAAAGGAGCAAGCUGCAUUACUGGAGUCGGUUGCUCCAGUGAAAGAUGGUUCGGUCCACGUAGAUUAUCCCGAGCCUGAUCCAGAAGACGUGAAAGUUGCACAAACCAUAGAAUCCGAGUUCCAAAAGCUUGAGAACCGGAAAGGGGUCUGUGACUCGUUGCACGAGCUUGAGAUAAGUGGGGAUUGAGGCCAGCCGGUGGAACGUUUCUUAUAUUAUUACAAACAAAAGCAUUCUACGAAGCACUAGGGCUGGAGACGUAGGAGCCGUCGAGGAUGUGAGGGUCCAUCCUUUUAUUGUUGGAAUCGCACGACUUCAAAUGUGUAAAAUGGAUGGUCCUACUAUUCUGCUAUUGUUCUUCUUUUGUAUAUUUUUGUUAUACAAGGCUUAUAAAUAGAAAGGUGCAACAGCAGACUUUGCAGCAUAAUUGAUGAUCCA
Salvia splendens (bonfire salvia) is the source of this 2361-nucleotide messenger RNA. RefSeq names its product phosphatidylinositol/phosphatidylcholine transfer protein SFH2. Lineage: Eukaryota; Viridiplantae; Streptophyta; Magnoliopsida; Lamiales; Lamiaceae. The record is from RefSeq and is a predicted model, not a curated record. Bases 1234 to 2112 code for a protein of 292 amino acids. The transcript has 9 exons.